UACUGUACACGGAAGAAUCGAUUAACGAAAUCCCCCACCAGAAGAAUGAAGUCCAUCUUUCUCGCAGUUCUGACGGUUCCUUUACUUUGCCAUUUGACACAGGGAUGCUGCACCCCCGAACAAUGGAGAGGGGAUAUGGGUUUUUUGGUCGGCACUAAUAAAAACGGGAAAGGGGGAUACGAAGCGGGAAAAGUCCGGCUUUUCUAUGAUGCCAAGAACACAAAAAUAGCCGCCUUUUCAGAGGGAGUUGUAGACGGCAAGUUCUUCAGAGGAGCAAUGAUCCAAAACUUUGAAGCAGGAGUUCAGUAUGUUGUCGUGAAUGGUAACUGCAAUACAACAAGACUGAGAGGAAAGGAAUUUAAGCCCGCUUGUGUUCCUAGCGAAAGCAAAAAAGUGAGUGACACACACUUGGGAACAUCUACUGAUUCACUAGACGUCAGUUCAUACGAGAUCCCACUAAAGAGGGUCAAGGGAAAUGCUUACUUCAUGGUUACUAAUGAGUUAUGUAUCCCUAUCGGAGAGACUGUCACGGGGGGCACCGAGAAAGGAGGUUUCAUGGCAAGCAUUGGAUACACAGGAGUUGAACCUGGGAUAGACGACCCCAGAGUUUUUGACAAACCAAGAGAAUGCAGAGAUAAAAUUGAAGAGGGGGAGGUCGAUCUCUUUGAAAAGUUUGGAAUGUUAAACCACAAAAUGUCCAGUCUGUUCAGAUAAAUAAUGCAGUGAAGCUAACACGAAAUCCAAGGAAAAAAACCUGCAUCAUUCAUCUUUUUGUCACUAUAAGUUUCUGAUCUUUGUCAACUUUUUGUAUUGGUAUGAAUCUCUUACAUGCCUUUUGAAGAAUGUUCUGGACUUUGUAUACGUAGUUAUGUGUUUUUUGUGUUAGAACAUAAUUAUUUCUUAGUACAAAACAUCGAAUGUUUACAUUUUCUUACAAAUUUCAUUACUUUUAUGAACCACUUGAUGCUAUAAUUCGUACUUACUUCCUUUUUUACUUUGAAUAAACACUUUUUUUUUUCAUUUU
Saccostrea echinata is the source of this 1024-nucleotide messenger RNA. RefSeq lists its product as uncharacterized. The transcript has 6 exons. NCBI's taxonomy places the organism in Eukaryota, Metazoa, Mollusca, Bivalvia, Ostreida, Ostreidae. Gene Ontology annotation, molecular function: calcium ion binding. The record is from RefSeq and is a predicted model, not a curated record. The coding region runs from base 46 to 714 and encodes 222 amino acids. Gene Ontology annotation, biological process: cell-matrix adhesion. Gene Ontology annotation, cellular component: lysosome; extracellular region.